Messenger RNA from Lactuca virosa, 1323 nucleotides. The record is from the annotation of a GenBank genome assembly. Lineage: Eukaryota; Viridiplantae; Streptophyta; Magnoliopsida; Asterales; Asteraceae.
AAAUUAUCGUUUCCUCUGGAUUUUCUUGAUUAUUGAUGAAUUUCUCUCAACUUGGCUAGGGUUUCGAGCAUGGUUUCCAUUCAGAUUAUAUAAUUAACUAAAUUUUCUUUUCUUUGAUUAUUUCUCUAGGGUUUCAAUUCAAAACACUGGAAUUGGGAAUUGGGAAUUGGAAACAUCGUGGAAAUGUCUUUAUUAAGUAUGCUGCCAUUUUCUCAACCUUUAUUUGCAAAGGAGAAUGUAUUAAAAGCUUCAAUUUCUUUCAACAAGAUGCCUUUUACAAGCAUUCAUUUGCCAAGGUCGAUGUUUCUGACGCAAAGAAAAUUUUUAAGAGCUUCCAAAGUUGAAAUUCUGGAUUGUGAUGAUGAUAAAAGGAAAGAAUCCACAAAAUCAAGCAAGAUUGAUGAUGAUGAUGAUGAUGACAGUGAUAGUGAUUUUGAAAUGGAUGAAGAUGAAAGGAUAGAAUUCAGGAAAAAGAUUAGACAAAUGAUUGAAAUGAACCCUGAAGUCAAAGAUGUUGACCCUGAAGAAAAGAAAAAAAUGAUGGAAAAACUUUUAUCUGAUUAUCCACUUGUUGUAGAUGAAGAGGAUCCAGAUUGGCCUGAAGAUGCAGAAGGAAGGGGUUUUAAUUUCAGUCAGUUUUUUGAUAAAAUGACAAUUAAAAACGUGAAAAAAGAUGAUGAAGAUUAUGAUAGUGAUGGUGAAGUUAAUUGGCAAGAUAUUAGGGCUAUUAAAGACAUUAAGUCUGAAGAAUGGGAGGACACUGUGUUUCAAGAUCUUAGCCCCUUGAUUGUUCUUGUGCAUAAUCGUUAUAGAAGACCAAAAGAAAAUGAAAUGGCUCGUGAUCAGUUGGAAAAAGCAAUACAAAUUAUAUGGGAUUGUAGAAUACCUUCGCCAAGGUGUGUUGCGAUUGAUGCUGUUGUGGAGUGUGACUUAGUGUUAACACUUGGAGUUUCUGUUUUUCCUGAACUCAUAUUUACAAAAGUUGGAAAGAUCUUACACCGUGAAAAAGAAAUUCGAACAGCAGAGGAAUUGUCAAAGAUGAUGGCCUUCUUUUACUAUGGAGCAGCAAAGCCGCCAUGUCUUGGUAAUAACUUUGUGAUGACCAACGAUGCAAUCCCUGGCUUCACUACCAAGAAAUAGAUGUACAAUCAUGCUACAAUGACUUGUACUUCAUGCAUGAUAAGUUGUAUAUUCUUCUAGAUUUGUAAUAUAUGAGAAAUUUUGGCAAAAUAGAUGUUAUUAGCAAACUCUAUUGUUUAACACUUCAUUUUUUCUUAUUCAACCCAUUAAGUGGGUAUCAAUAUGUGCAUCUCAAAAGUGAUU